Molecule: messenger RNA, 2124 nt
Organism: Colletotrichum higginsianum IMI 349063
Lineage: Eukaryota; Fungi; Ascomycota; Sordariomycetes; Glomerellales; Glomerellaceae
Product: Sulfate permease
Exons: 3
Coding region: 1-2124 (707 amino acids)
Biological process (GO): transmembrane transport
Cellular component (GO): membrane
Molecular function (GO): sulfate transmembrane transporter activity
Source: RefSeq, a predicted model, not a curated record
AUGAAGUUCGUAGAAAAGGCCAAGUCCGAUUUUAGGACAGACAGCACUAUCAACACGGUACGAGAGGAGGUCACCUCUGGAUUGCCAAGGCUACCUUUGGCAAUUGGCCAGUACCUCAUCCAGAAAGUUCCCAUAGUCCAAUGGCUUCCCCAUUAUAAUCCCAAAUGGGUAAUUUCCGACUUCACAGCGGGAAUGACUAUCGGUGUCAUGACGAUUCCACAAGCACUCGCUUACGCCAAAAUUGCGAAAAUCCCGGGAGAGUUUGGUCUGUACUCAAGUUGGUUGCCGGCGGCCAUCUAUGUGUUCAUGGGGACGUCCAAGGAUUUGUCCACCGGCCCGACCUCCAUCAUGGGUCUGUUGACGGCAGAGAUCAUCAGUGACCUCAAGACCGAGGGGUAUGCCGCACAAGACGUCUCAUCGGCUAUCGCUUUGGUUGUUGGAAUCUACUCACUUAUCGUCGGUUUGUUGAAGAUGGGGUUCCUACUGGAAUACAUUUCCGUUCCGGUGCUGUCGGGGUUUCUUUCUGCCGCCGCUAUCACCAUCCUUCUUAGUCAAGUUGGGUCAAUCGUCGGCCUCAGCGAUGUCCCAUCUGGUGCAUCCAAGAGCAUCGAAAACAUUCUCAGACGCAUUCCCGAGAUGAAACCACUGACCAUCGUUAUUGGACUUAGUAGCCUUUUGCUGCUUUAUAUCCUGGAAUUCAUCGGCAAAAAAUGGGGGAAGAGUAGUGCCUCCAUAGCGCUCAUUUGCAGCAGUCGGGCUGCAAUUCUCUUGCUCGUCUACACUACGAUCAGCUUCUUAGUCAACAAGGACAGAGAGGAACCCUUAUGGACUAUCAGCAAAGUCAACGCCAAUGGCCUCCAAGUCCCUAAGGUCCCGACCUCUGACUUGAUUUCCAAAGUGGCCAUCAGAGCGAUCGCUCCAUUGGUAGCAUCGGCCCUCGAGCAUUUGGCCAUUGGGAAAUCGUUCGGUCUCAAGAACAAAUACGCCAUAGACGAAAGCCAGGAGCUUUGCUAUCUCGGAAUCACCAAUGCCGUCAACAGCGUUUUCGGAGCGAUGAGCGUUGGAGGCGCAAUGUCAAGAACAGCCGUGAACUCAGAAUGUGGCGUCAAAAGCCCUUUGAGUGGCAUUUUCACUAGCGGAUUUAUCCUUCUGACUUUGUAUAAACUGUCAGAUGCUCUGUUCUGGAUCCCUAAAGCGACGCUCUCUGCAAUCAUUAUCAUGGCAGUUAUCCACAUCGUGGGGCCUGUUUCUCUGUUUUACCGCUACUGGCGAAUCUCAUUCAUGGACUUUGUGGCUUCGAUGCUGUCCUUCUGGGUCACUCUUUUCGUAUCCACCGAGAUGGGAAUCGCUUCUGCGGUCAUGUUCAGCGUCGGGUACACCCUAAUCCGGUCGGCGUUUCCGAAAGUCAGGACAUUUUCCGCUACUGGUGCGAAGAAUCGAAAGAUCCCAUCAGGGCAGGCUACUAACCCUCCGACGGCUGAGGAUAUUCCCGUUCCCGAAGACACCAUGCUGAUCAGCUUCACCGACUCCAUCUACUUUCCCAACGCUGGCCGUAUCAAGAAGUUAGUCCUUGACUCUGUCAAAGUCCAUUUCGAGAAACAACCGGCUGUUGACGAAGAAGUCGGUAUAUCUGCUGAACGUUCGUGGAGCGUGGCAUCAAUGAAGCGUAUUGAAAUGCUGCGAAAGCGCGACAGUGUUGUGCCCUCGAGUACGUCGAUGACUGUCAUGGUCUGGGAUCUGACCCAAGUGCCCUUUAUCGACGUAACCGGAGUUCUAACGCUAUGUGAGCUGAAAGAGGAGGUGAAGCAGCACGUAGGAAAACAGAUGUCUCUAAGACUUGUAGGAAUGAACAACAAAACUCGAUGCAGGUUCUCUCGCGCUGGAUGGACGGUUGUCGAGGACCGCGAGGUGAACGACGGAACAAUCGGAGAUGUUGAUGUUUUAUAUGAGAGACUCGAGACGGCCCUCUGGGAUAGAGACGACGCUGUUGAGCAGCAGAAGACUGCUUUACAGGAAAAGCCUUAUUACAGCAACUCGGGAGUAAGGCUCAUCCCUCGCGCCCUUGAUGAUAACGGCGAGAUGGUGGAAUCGAUACAACCAGGCGCGACCGUUUUCAAUCAGUAA